GUGGGAGUGCGUGCGUUUGUAUGUGAAGAAUGAGCUCGCAGAGGGGGAACGUGGCUCGCACGCGGCCCCAGCGGCACCAGAACGCGGAGGUCUUCAGAAACGAUAAGCAUGAUACCAGUACCCAACGCAAGAAAAUCAAUGCAAAACUACAUGAAGGUCUAUGUCAACAUUGUAAAGAGGUCUUAGAAUGGCGUGUGAAAUUCAACAAGUACAAACCACUAACUAAGCCUAAAAAAUGUGUGAAAUGCCUACAGAAGACUGUCAAGGAUUCUUACCACAUAAUCUGCAAACCGUGUGCUUGUGAACUGGAUCUAUGUGCUAAGUGUGGGAAAAGAGAAGAAAUAGUUAUUCCGAUUCAGACGAGCCCAAUGAAAACUGAGAAUCAGCUUGCCAAAAAUUAUCAGCAGAGGAAGAGCACAAGGGAUAACCUUGGGGAUGGUGAUGAAUUAAACUUAGGUGGCUUGGAAGAUGAGGAUGGUCUGGAUUUACUCAUUCAAGGGAUUAAAGACUUGAAACCUGAAAGGACAGAAGUCCAGUGACUUCUUCAAAGAGAAGGUUCUGAUAUGAAUUGAAUUUCUCGUGUGUGUGACUGCUAGAGAAUUUCGUAGUGAAAGGUUCCUGAAGAUUUAAAUAACUGUGUUGAACCAAACCAGUGGCCCAUCUAGUCCAGCAUCUUGUUUCCAACAGUAGCCAGUCAGAUGCCACCAGGAAGCCCCCAAGCUCUUGGAUAACAGCCUUCACCUGCUGACCUCUGUCCAGUGUCUGACAAUCAAUGGUGUUCUGUAUCCAGAAGGGCUCAUUUAGUUAUAAUGACCAAUCAGCAGUGAUGGAUCUAUCCUUCAUGUAUCUGGCCAGUCCCCUUUUAAAAGCCAUCGAAGCCUGUGCCCACCAUCGCAUCUCAUAGCAGCGAAUUCUGCAAGUCAAUGGCCUGUUGUGUGAAAAAAGUCCAUCCUUUUUUCUUCCUGACAUUUGAGUGUAGUUUGCACCAAACUAGUGAAGGUAUGCUACCUGGAAGUUCUUAUUAACAAA
Molecule: messenger RNA, 1029 nt
Organism: Gekko japonicus
Lineage: Eukaryota; Metazoa; Chordata; Lepidosauria; Squamata; Gekkonidae
Product: chromosome unknown open reading frame, human C9orf85
Exons: 4
Coding region: 30-539 (169 amino acids)
Source: RefSeq, a predicted model, not a curated record